AUGGAAACGACAGAUUGGUCGAACACAGUUUAUUCACCAGGAGUGAAGGGCGAAACAAGUCCGUAUUUCCACGAUUUGGAACAUGAUACAGCUGGCGGACAUGGUGUUAAUGGUGCACAACAAGCAUCGAACCAGACAACGAAUCAGACAACGCCUAAUUUUACAGAACAAGAUCAAUAUUUGCUAAACCAAAUCGAACACAACUUGUAUGAAGCCGCGUCGAAUGGGACACCUGGUAGUUCAAAUGGUAGUCGUUUGAACAGAGCACAAAAUACGCGUGUUGAUGGUGGCCCUGGGAAAUAUGAGUUUGGGCUUGAUAACUUGAAUUUCGUAUUACCAGAGGAUAUUUCGUACGAACAGCAGUCGACGGCGUACCCGCCAUCAGCUUCUAGCUUAAACAACAACACACCUCAUAUGCUUGCUACGAAUGUGAAAAGACUGACUAAAUCGGUAGAAAACCCGACGAUGUUCAUGUCACCGGUCCUUCCAGGGCAAAAUGAUAAAUCAUACAACAACCAGCAUUUAUAUCAUAAAUACCAGAAGCAUUCUGAUGAUACUCAGUCAUAUGCACAUCAGCCACAUAACCAACACGUCAGGCCUGAUGCGGUUUUCACGCCCUUGGAAUCGCCAGCCGUCACCCCACGGGAACAACAAGUAAAUUCGAAUAGUUAUCCCUACAACCCACCAGUACAAGCAUCUUUUGAACCGUUGACUUCUCCGGCUUUAGCUGCGCAACAGGCAGAUAAGAGAAGGUCUUCAUCGGUAUAUGCGCCUACGGAAGAUGGUGUACCUAGUAAAAGAAAAACUCCACAUGGUACUCCUAUCUUGCACGCUAAUGGCCCUCGUUCAAAGCGUUCGCCUUCAGUCAAACCUAGAUCAUCGCACAAAUCUCUGACGAGCUCCCCGUUUGAGAAGUUACCUGAAGCUGGUGUGGAUCUGCAACGAAAUAGUUCUGAAUCUACUCCCAUGCUUCCACCUCUGGGUAAGAAGGUUGACAUUCCUAAUAAUUCAGUAUCUGGCGAAGCACCAGCUUCUGCAACCAUGAUGGGAUUCACAAUGAGUGUAUUGGCAGAACAACAGCAAGAAGGAUCGAAUAAUAGUUCUGUGGAUAUGGUACAUCGCACAACACUGAACGGUCAAACUAGAAACGGUUCAACGUAUGCGAAUAACAACAUACCGCCUAAAUCAUCAUCUUCGAGCGAGACGUCUCCGAUAAUGGGUCUGCAAGGAAGCGGUGAGUCGUCCCCUGUGCUCACGAGAACGAAGUCAAGAUCAGAAAAGCCGACAACAAAGAAGGCAUCACAUAAAUUAGCAGAGCAGGGUAGACGUAAUAGAAUGAAUAUGGCAGUCCAAGAAUUAUCGAAUUUGAUUCCUCAGGCAUAUCAUGAUGAAGUAUCUAUCCCUUCCAAAGCUACCACGAUCGAAUUGGCAUCCAAGUAUAUUAGGGAUUUGAUAAAGGAGAAUAACGAAAUGAAAUACUACAACCUUGAACGCUAA
This is a messenger RNA of Debaryomyces hansenii CBS767, 1497 nucleotides long. It is a transcript of the gene PHO4, whose product is annotated as phosphate-sensing transcription factor. The record is from RefSeq and is a predicted model, not a curated record. NCBI's taxonomy places the organism in Eukaryota, Fungi, Ascomycota, Pichiomycetes, Serinales, Debaryomycetaceae. Gene Ontology annotation, molecular function: protein dimerization activity. Bases 1 to 1497 code for a protein of 498 amino acids. The transcript has a single exon.